Molecule: messenger RNA, 2242 nt
Organism: Monomorium pharaonis (pharaoh ant)
Lineage: Eukaryota; Metazoa; Arthropoda; Insecta; Hymenoptera; Formicidae
Product: dnaJ protein homolog 1
Exons: 2
Coding region: 300-1355 (351 amino acids)
Biological process (GO): negative regulation of transcription by RNA polymerase II
Cellular component (GO): cytosol
Molecular function (GO): protein-folding chaperone binding
Source: RefSeq, a predicted model, not a curated record
GUCAUCGAGGGAGCGCUGGGGAGCGCUGAGCACUGCAAAGCUGGCCGAGCUCGUGUCGAUUCAUUCUCGAAAGUUCCGGAAGCUAGUAGAUGGAAGGUUUAUAUAUAUAUGGACGGCGAGGUUACGCGACAGUUUAGUGCAAUUUGGUACACGCGGUAGAGUGUCGAGGUUCGCUUGAACUUUUUUGGCAAUUGUUCUUCAUCAGUUGUCUAACUUGUGUGUUUUGUGCUAAACAAAUCAUAUAUACGUGCCCUCGAGGGAUAGAAUACGACGUGAGAUAAAAACGGACGACGAAGGAGAUGGGAAAGGACUAUUACAAAAUACUUGGCAUAGCCAAAGGAGCGAGCGAUGAGGAAAUAAAAAAAGCUUACAGAAAAUUAGCCUUGCGAUAUCAUCCUGACAAGAACAGAAGUCCCGGCGCCGAGGAGAAAUUUAAGGAAAUAGCCGAGGCGUAUGAGGUACUGUCGGACUCAAAGAAGAGAGAGGUCUUUGAUAAAUUCGGUGAGGAGGGUUUAAAAGGAGGCGCUUCGGCCGGCGGAGGUGGAGGAGGUACCACAUACACUUUCCAUGGCGAUCCUAGGGCGACAUUUGCACAAUUCUUCGGUUCAGCCAGCCCUUUCCACAAUCUGUUCGAGUUUGCUGGUAACCGCGGAGGAUUUGCCUUCCACGGCGACGACGACAUGGACAUUGACAUGGAUCCUUUCGGACUCGGCAGCAUGGGACCACCACGACAAGGUGGCGCUUUUAGAUCGCAUUCGUUUAACUUUGCCAAUCCGAACACUGGUAAAGGGACCGGCAAAGAUCGCGCUCAGGACCCGGCUAUUGAACACGAUUUAUACAUUAGCCUGGAGGAGAUUAUGCGAGGUUGCACCAAAAAGAUGAAGAUAUGCAGACGGGCCAUACAACCAGACGGUAGCACCAAAAAAGAGGACAAACUUCUCACUAUUAACGUAAAACCAGGCUGGAAAGCCGGCACUAAGAUCACUUUUCAGAAGGAAGGUGAUCAAUCGCCAAGAAGGGAACCCGCGGAUAUUGUUUUUAUCAUCAGGGACAAGCCGCAUCCAUUAUUUAGGAGAGAAGGCAGUGACAUUAGAUAUACGUGCAAAUUGAGCUUGAAGCAAGCUUUGUGCGGUACUGUCAUCGAAGUUCCUACAUUAACCGGCGAAAAGAUACCUUUGAAUCUGACGAGAGAGAUUAUCAAGCCUAAUACAGUCAAGAGGUUUCAAGGACACGGUCUACCUUUCCCCAAAGAACCGUCUCGUAAGGGCGAUCUUCUCGUGUCAUUUGACAUCAAAUUUCCUGAAACUUUAACGCAAAGCGCCAAGGAUAUAUUAUAUGACACGUUACCCAAUUGAGCUUGCAUUAUCGAUCGAAAAACGACAUGUAUAACGUAAAAAAUAUCAGCACAAUUUUACAUCUUUAAUCGGCUUGAUCGACAAAAGCGACAAAUACGUCUCAUGUACGUUCUAGUACAUGAAGAGAUGUCAAUGUAGACAAUGACGAUGUUAACUAUGAUAAUGAUGAAACUGCGACGGGAAAGGAUCAAGAACGAUUAAAUAUUUCCGCGAUUUGCUUUUAGAAGCGAAAUCAAAUAAAUAUGUAUUUUUUUCUUCAAUAUUAUAUUCAAUUUAGUUAAAAUUUAGUAACUUGAUGUCACAUAUAGCAUGAUUGGUCUUUAAUACAAUAGUUUGGUCAAUCCAACUAAAAACGUAAGAAGUAAACACUAUAAAUAUAAACAUAUUAAAUUAUAAAAUUACACUGUAGAAUGUUAUAUCGUUAAUUUGAUGUGGUUGUUGUCUGGAUCACUUUGUUUUCUUCAUUAUACAUAUUAGGCAUAUAUUCAUGUAUGCGUGAGUGUGUGUAUGCAUGUAUCUUAGAGGUAUAUAUGCGGUGUGUAUGUGAAAACUGUAAGAUAUAAUGUAAACGCAAUAUCAGAAAUUUCAUCCGUUUCAUUCAAAUGAAGAUCAUAUUUGUGACGUAUUUAGUACAUAAUUAUCAAGAACGAAAAAAAGGUGAAACAAAAAUUUCAGAUAUUGCAACGAAUCUUGUAGAUUAUUUUUGUCGUACAUAUACUAUCUAAUAAAAAGAAUUUUUGUUUACAUUAAAUAUUGCAAGACAAACUGACGAAUAUUAUAUUAGGCUCGUGAUUUUGAUAUCGAGCCAACGUCCCGUUGCGUAAUUGCUCCUAGGUUUCAUGAUUAAUUAUUUGUAUGCUAAAUAAUAUAAAAAAUAUUAAGUUAUA